CCUAACCAUAACGGCAUCAAAUUCAAUCAGCAGGGAAAAAUGGCGGCCUUUCUUCCUCGUACUUUAGGUCUUACCGAGGCAAUAAUUCGGACAAGUGGAACAAAGCUUUUAGCAGUCACAACAUCAAACAACUUGCCCAGGAAACAGCAAGUCCGCCACCUGAAUGUGCAUGAGUAUAUCAGCUACACUCUCCUGCGUGAUGCCGGCAUCCCAGUACCAAAGUUCCAUGUGGCUAAGACAAAGGAAGAGGUUGUCCAAUUUGCCAAAGAACUUAACACCAAGGACAUUGUGCUCAAGGCUCAGGUACUUGCUGGAGGUCGCGGCAGAGGUUUCUUCAAGAGUGGCCUGAAGGGUGGAGUCCGUAUGGUCGACACCCCGGAGGUGGCGGGCGAGCUAGCCAGCAAAAUGUUGAAGCAGCUGCUGGUGACGAAGCAAACAGGUGCUGCGGGCCGCAUCUGCAAUAUGGUCAUGGUCACUGAACGCAAGUUUCCGCGCCGCGAGUUCUAUGUUGCCGUCAUGAUGGAGCGCAGUUUUAACGGUCCAGUGAUUAUUGCCUCAUCUCAAGGAGGUGUGAGCAUUGAAGACGUGGCUGCCGAGACCCCUGAGGCCAUCAUAUACGAACCUAUCGACAUUGUGACCGGCAUUACCGAAGAACAAAUCAAACGCGUCGUUACCAAGAUCGGCCUGGAAAAUCAUAUGAACGAAGCAGUGGAUAUGAUAAAAAAAAUGUACGCCCUAUUCUUAGAGAAGGACGCGCUUCUCAUCGAAAUUAACCCUUACGCCGAGGACGCCAUUACUGGCAAAUUCUUCUGUCUGGACGCUAAGUUUCGUUUUGAUGACAACGCUGUCUUCAGACAAAAGGAGUUAUUCGCCCUUCGCGAUAUCACACAGGAAGAUCCGAAAGAAAUUGAAGCAGCCAAAUUUGAACUCAACUACAUCGCGCUUGAUGGCAACAUCGGAUGCAUGGUGAACGGCGCGGGUCUGGCGAUGGCGACCAUGGACAUCAUCAAGCUUUAUGGUGGCGACCCCGCGAACUUCCUCGACGUCGGUGGCGGUGCCACUGCACAAGCCGUUGCGGAAGCCUUCAAAAUCAUUCUUCAAGAUCCAAAAGUUACGGCCAUAAUGGUGAACAUAUUUGGCGGCAUCAUGAGGUGUGACGUCAUCGCCGAGGGCAUCAUCAACGCUGCCAAGAAUCUGAAUAUUCAGAUUCCCGUCAUUGUCCGUUUGCAGGGUACUAAAGUAGAUGAAGCAAGGAAACUGAUUGCGGAAUCUGGUCUCCGCAUCGUGCCACGUGACGACCUGGACGAGGCUGCGGCGCUCGUGGUACAGCUCUCCGAGAUCGUGGCGCUCGCCAAGAAGGCAGGCGUUGAGGUGCAGUUCGAUAUACCACAGUAUUUUAUCGAGAAGUAGAGCAUUGACAGUAUUCAACUAUAUUUAAUAACAUUCAGCUUCUACCUUUUGACAUUUGAAACAUAAAAAAGAUACGCAUAAAAAGCUUAAAGUGUGUGAUAUGUACGUGGACGUCGAAUAUCGAAAUAUACAACCAGAGGUCGUUUUAAUCCAUUUUACACAAAAAGUAAACAAUCAGGUCGCUGACCCGACCAUAGAUAAUUUAAUGAUGGCCAAUUGUAAUGCCAACUACGACGACUUAAUCUAUUUGUUUAAUUUGAAACAGUUGGAAUAACUUUUUCUGAGUGACGAUAUUUUCAUACAUAGUAGUAGUGCAUGGUAUACUUAUACUACGAAUGGUUUUUCUUACGUGACCUAUAAAAGUAAAUUUAAAAUUUCCGAAAUAUUAUGUUAAUGUUAAUCCUCCUUCAAAUCCACUUAAAUACUUGCACGAUUGUGAUUGAAAUGUUCGAUUUACUAAUUUACUACAAAAACAUCAAUUGAAUGAACUGAAUGAAUUUUUUCGUACAGCACUUGCAACCAUGGACAAUCCAUACUUCUACAUUUGAAAAAUGAACUCACC
Hyposmocoma kahamanoa is the source of this 1972-nucleotide messenger RNA. RefSeq names its product succinate--CoA ligase [ADP-forming] subunit beta, mitochondrial (gene ScsbetaA). Gene Ontology annotation, molecular function: metal ion binding; ATP binding; succinate-CoA ligase (ADP-forming) activity. Lineage: Eukaryota; Metazoa; Arthropoda; Insecta; Lepidoptera; Cosmopterigidae. Gene Ontology annotation, biological process: tricarboxylic acid cycle; succinyl-CoA metabolic process. Gene Ontology annotation, cellular component: mitochondrion; succinate-CoA ligase complex. The record is from RefSeq and is a predicted model, not a curated record. Bases 40 to 1410 code for a protein of 456 amino acids. The transcript has 11 exons.